GUCACAGCUUUUUCAGCUGAGCUAUUUCAGCAAUAAGGAGAUUCAGCAGCAACUGUGAAACAGCACAGACAUCAUCAUGAGGAGUGUGUUUGUUUUCUUGCUUUUGAUAACUGUGGCCAGUGCUAAAGUCUUUGAGCGCUGUGACUGGGCCAAAAAGCUGAAGGAAAACGGGAUGGAUGGCUAUCGUGGUGUCAGCCUGGCUAACUGGGUUUGCCUGACCGAACAUGAGUCAAACUAUAACACAAAGGCAACAAAUCGUAACGCUAAUGGAUCCACUGACUUCGGCAUCUUUCAGAUAAAUAGCCGCUGGUGGUGCAAUGACGGUCGCAUUAAUUCAGCAAAUGGAUGCAACAUUGAGUGCGACGUGCUUUUGAGAGAUGAUGUCACCUCUGCGAUCAAUUGUGCCAAACGCAUCGUUAGGCAACAAGGCAUCACAGCCUGGGUUGCCUGGCGCAAUCGCUGUCAGGGCAAGGAUCUCAGGCCCUAUUUGUCCGGAUGUCGUCUUUAAUCAACACAUAAACAGAAGGGUGUCAUCGACAUAAUAAAUUGUCUCCAUCCUCCUCUGUUUCUACUUUUAAAGGAAAACAUUUAGGG
Molecule: messenger RNA, 594 nt
Organism: Pelmatolapia mariae (spotted tilapia)
Lineage: Eukaryota; Metazoa; Chordata; Actinopteri; Cichliformes; Cichlidae
Product: lysozyme C-like
Exons: 4
Coding region: 77-508 (143 amino acids)
Molecular function (GO): lysozyme activity
Source: RefSeq, a predicted model, not a curated record